Saccostrea cuccullata (small rock oyster) is the source of this 3252-nucleotide messenger RNA. RefSeq lists its product as uncharacterized. NCBI's taxonomy places the organism in Eukaryota, Metazoa, Mollusca, Bivalvia, Ostreida, Ostreidae. The coding region runs from base 431 to 2059 and encodes 542 amino acids. The transcript is spliced from 9 exons. The record is from RefSeq and is a predicted model, not a curated record.
CAUGAUUUAAACCCGUCGCCUGAAAGAAGUCCGAAGGCUGGCUUUAUCCUAAGAUUAACUCAUUGUUAGUUUCACCCAGGUUAAUAUAUUUUAUAUAUGUGUAUUAAUAUUAGCAGAUUAUAGAUCAAUACACGUUGUGACAUAUACGGACAUAUUUGUUUCAAUGUUCGCAUGGAUUUAGAUACGUAAGCCUUCUUUAGCUGUUUAUGGAAUUAAGAAGGAAAACUUUUUAUAGAUGUCAUCUAAUUAAUGUGUAGAAAAACAUUGAACUGGUGAAGUACAAAAAUGGCUUGACUCAUUAAAAAGUGCCGAGGAGUAGUUCUUAAUAACUUGCUUUAUUUUAGUUCGUGAUUAUUUUUUUUUCCGUUACUUUCGUUCCUUUCAUUUGUGGAUUUGUAAACCAUAAGCAGUUCGGAGGUGAAAGAGGAAAAUGUUAUCUAGCUUUUCCUGGACAUCACUUGCAAUUUGUCUCAUCUUCGUAAGAUUAUCAGAAAGCGCCUGCACAUUUCCAUCAGAGAUAACGGGCGAUUGGUACAGCGCUUAUAAAGGAAAACUGUCAUUUAAUUCUACCCAUUUAACGGGAUAUCCCAUUUACAUGUCAGCCGCCGUGCAAUCAUUAGAUUUUGAGUGCUACAUAAACAGUGACAGAAAAUAUCUAUUAAGAGCAACAGAGACAGCCCUUGUGUUUGGUCAAUACAUUCGUGGUUAUUUGUGUGUAGAACUAUGGAGAGUUUCCAGUACAAAGUAUUACUAUUACCACGGAACAACAAUAUCUUCUACCAACAACGACCACGUUAAAGGAUUUAUUGAUAUUCUUAAAAAUGGAACGUUAGCGGAGACUUGUGAUAUAGCAGAACCGUACAACACGUCGUCGUUUGUAAUGCUAGUCAAAGAUGGUACAAUUACGACGGGAGCUUCAGAGGCUACGUGUGCGACUGAUCUAUUGGCGUCAUAUAGCUCUGUUUCAAUAACCGACUCUACCGGAAGUACGUCAUGUUCCAGUAACGCAAUGGAUGGCUGUACCGACAGGACAGAGAUGAGGUUCACGUAUGACGGUGGAUGUGGAAACACACAUAAAUUUUCAACUGGUGGUUUCUGGACCUGCAUGCAUAGUAUAAGUAGCGGAGGAAGCACCUACCUCUCGCUCUGGAACAAUGACAGUACAGUUGUUGGGACCACGUCCUACGCAUACACGUCUGGAGUAAACUACCAGUUUGCCUGUUUAGUUAUCAGUGGUGCGUCCGCCUCCAUGUUCCCAAACUAUUGCUCAGACAGUACACAGACAGCAUCCACAGUUUCAUCUCCAGGUCUGACAAUGUCAUUUACAGGAGCUACUCAGACUUGUUAUGAUGAAGUUGAAGGUGGAUCAAGUGCUGUGUACUACAUCACAAUAGUAUUAGGUGCCUUAUUUAUCAUAGCCUUAAUUAUCUUGAUUAUUAUUCUGAAAAAGAAAGGCUAUUGUUCUCUCGAUAAAUGCAAAAAGCAGCGACCUAGUUCACCAGAAAGCAGCGUAGAGCAGGGAGAACACGUGACUAAUACAGUAUUCAGAAUGAACAAAUUGGAUCCAAUCCCAGGAUUCAAAGCGAAGAGACCACUUCGAAUUGGGCCAAUUGUGGAGCCUAAUCUCGACAUCCUUCCAAAGGUGGAGCCCCUGUAUGCGUUGUCAGACAAGAAGGACACCAGUAAACCUGCAAGACGAGACGAUGAUGCAAUAUCUGUGGACAGCGUAGAUGAGGACAAUCCAUUUAAUUUCUACAAUAUCGCUAAGUUCGUGCUUCUUCCCAAAAUUGUCUCCAAGAAGAGUUUUGAUGUUGGAGCUCUUGCAGAUCCCAAACGAAACACACUUCACGAUAUCUUAGAGAUAAAGAAAUCAAAACUUAAAAGAGAAAGCAAGGCUUCCGAGGAGCUGGAGAAAAAAGAGGACAAAAAGGAGGAAAAAGACAGAGAAAAGGACAAGGAAAAGGAGAAAGACAAGAAAAAGACAACAGGAAAACCAAAGCUUGAAAAACAGAGUUCGAAAGAACCCGGGAAUAAAAAUCGUAAAAUGUCUAAAAAGUGAACAAAUGUUCAUAUGCAUAGUAUGAAUUAGAUGUAUAAAUGGCAAAAUGUGUAAUCCAAGACAUUGUUUUGGUUUUGAAUGAAGGACUACUUGAGAUGUUAAAUAUGGUUAAUUUGUUAAUGUUUUAGGGGAAUGUUGUUAUUUUAUUAUUUUUAACUUUAAUAAGACACAUUGGUGCAAUUGUAUAUAUAAAAUUCAUUAUGCUGAAGGGCAUAUCACACGGUAUCAACUUCAGUUUCCCUUUGCGAAUCAUCUGAUAUAUGAAUCAUCUGUACAAAAUUUCAAUUCCAAUUCACUUUGUGUUCGUCUUUUCUUUUUUGUAUUUUUAUUGCUUGUAAUAUAUACAUGAGUUCAGAUUUAAAAUGUAUUUACGAUUUGGAUGGUUUAAGUUUUACAAUUUUGCCUAAAAUAGAUACCUUAUUCCAAAGGGGGGGGGGGGGGGGGGUCUGGGAAUAUUCAAUGCUUAAGUGUGUAUUCAAUAUUUCAGGACUUGUGGGAGUAACAUAUACAAUCGCAUUGAACAAUUUUUUGUCCGUUUUAAAAGGGUCAGAUUAAAACAAAUAGGCGAAAUGGUCUCUAGAUGGCUUCAAUGAGACCUUCAGUAUUUCCUUUUUUUAUCUUCCGAACUUAUGAUCUUAUAUGUCACCCACACAAAAAAAAAAAACAUAUUUGCCAGAAUUUGGAAUUACAUAUGGAUGAUUUUUUUGGCAAACGUUCACGUUCUCUCUGAUGUAAUCCAAGUAAUGCAACUAACGUUUUCUUUUCUGUUUGAAUGUACUAUGUACGAUUAUCAAGGCCAGUCCCCUUUGUCAAACUACAUGGAACCUCAAGGUUAAAAGAUUCUAAAUUUGGAAUUUUAGUAAACUUAUUUUGAUACACUGUUAAAGUCAGGGACUGUCAAGAUCGUCUGGUCGAAAAUACAAAUUGUAACUUGAAAGGUAUUUUGAAUGCAAAUCUAUAUGUUCUUUAAGAAAUAAGAAAAGGUGUUCCGAUAAAGUGUAAUAUAUUUUGGAGACUUCGAAAGAAUUCUCUCAGAGCCUCUAUCUAUUUAUUUGUACUCAUGAAAGGAUGGCUUAUUUUUCGUCUAUGUGAAGAAGUUUCUGACAAGAAUUUUCAGAUGGACCCUUUCUGCUCUUCAUGGAGCCGAUUGUUUGUUACAUUGUUGUUUUUAUGAAGCUAAUUUAACUUUCAUA